Molecule: messenger RNA, 865 nt
Organism: Clupea harengus (Atlantic herring)
Lineage: Eukaryota; Metazoa; Chordata; Actinopteri; Clupeiformes; Clupeidae
Gene: lamtor5
Product: late endosomal/lysosomal adaptor, MAPK and MTOR activator 5
Biological process (GO): cellular response to amino acid stimulus; negative regulation of apoptotic process; positive regulation of TORC1 signaling
Cellular component (GO): lysosome; Ragulator complex; cytoplasm
Molecular function (GO): guanyl-nucleotide exchange factor activity
Source: RefSeq, a predicted model, not a curated record
GGUAAUUUUGGGCCUCGUAGGUAGACGUACUAAACUGAGCACAUGAUCGGCUGGAGGUAGACAUUCUGCUCUAAAUAGCUUACCAGUUGUUUUAUAAGGAACAGAACUUCACCACCAAGCUUUGAACUUAUUAUUUUGAGAUGGAGUCUACACUUGAACAGCAUCUUAACGACACCAUGAAAAAUCCGGCCAUUGUUGGCGUUCUCUGCACCGAUCAACAAGGACACAAUCUGGGCUGCAGAGGAUCCUUAUCAGAUGAGCAUGGCGGUGUGGUCUCUGUUUUGGCACGGCAAGCAGCGACACUCACGAGAGACCCGACUGACCCAACCCCCACGGUGUGCCUUGAAUCUGACUCCGGAAAUAUCUUGAUACGGUCACAUGGAACCAUCACAGUAGCUGUUCACAAGAUUGCAUCAUGAAGCAAUUGCCCCCUAGUUUCCUUAUUUAUUGCUUUCCUGUAUUUUCCAGACUGCGUUGCAGAAGUCACCAUAGCCUGGUACAUAAGUGCCAUCCUAAAUUCUCUACACUAUGGGGAUGACAUGGAAGCACACUGGAGGAUAUGAAUUGUUGUGAAAAAUUAAAUAUUUUUAGCGACUCAACAUCAGUAUAGCAAAUUUGAGAAUAAUGAGCAGCCUAUUGUGUACUAUUUGCCAUAGGCCGGAGUUUAUUUUAAAUUAAUAUACUAAUAAUGCGCUAAGACCUAAACUGCCGUGGAUGAAAUUAAUUUAACUUUUAUGCUUACUUUUUAUGACACUUUCUUUUUUCAUAAUAUAUUCCCUGUUUGGUGUCAUUUGUCUGUUGUUGUUUAUUCAGAAUUCCUGCUCUUGUGCAUAGCUCAGCAAAUAAAAUGUAUUUUAACCAACAA